Molecule: messenger RNA, 3243 nt
Organism: Venustampulla echinocandica
Lineage: Eukaryota; Fungi; Ascomycota; Leotiomycetes; Helotiales; Pleuroascaceae
Exons: 2
Coding region: 1-3243 (1080 amino acids)
Source: RefSeq, a predicted model, not a curated record
AUGGAAGAGCCCACGAGCGCUGGCAAGGAGAAGACCAAGCAUCGGUUUAUGGGCAAGCUGUUCAAAGAAAAGAAGACCACAAACACCAACCAUGAUAUCGACACCUUCCUCCAUGGCCCCUCAGACGAGUUACACAUGAUGCCGGCGCCGGCUGGUCCUACAAACCCACAUCCACAUCCACAUCCACAUCCAUCUCCACAGCCGCCUUCUCUGUCACGAAUUGAUACCUCCAGUGCCCGUCGCUGGCCUACAGCCGCCGAGAUAAACAACUCACGGAUAAAUCGAGGAAGAUCGGCCAGUCCACCGCGAAGCAGGAAGGGUCUGGCGGUCCGCUUUACAAAUGAACAACCAGAGGUAAUCGGGGAGGGUGGUGACGAGGCCACAACACCAGUCUCUGAUAUCGGCGUGAGAAAGCGAGCACAUUCGCACCCGCCGGGACGCCAACCGCCCCAAGCCCAAGCCCAAGCUCCGUCAUAUCGGCUGGACACAACCCCUCCUGCAAAUGCCCCAGGCCAUUCCCAAGAGUAUCAAAGUCUGGAUCCUUUCCGAGACGCGACGCCGCUUCGACGUACUGCUACAGGUAUCCAACCGACCUCAGCACGAGGCCCUUCCACAGAACGUCUAAGUCGUGGUCUAGCGGAAACCCAAGAACAUGGAUAUGGCUCGACGAAUAACGGGAGUGCAAAGGAUGACUUUGAUCCAACGUCAUUUGCAGCUAGAAUAAGAGCUGAAAUGCGAUCAGGUGAAGGCAAAGCUUUAGUCCAGGCCGCCUUGACAGCUCCAGAUUUCAAUGAUCUGAGACCCGGCUCAUCUGGAGAGCCGGAAUCUGAGAUCACCCCGCAAUUGAAGGAGCUACGAUUGAACACCAUGCGGAAUAGCUACAUAUCCACCUCGCCUGUCACGAGUAUCCCAACACAGCGUCUUCCUGGGCGGUCAGUGAGCCCAGCAGGAUCACAGUUAUCGAUUCCUAUGACAGAAAGUCCUCUUCCAUUAUCUCGCACCUCAACUCUGCAGGCGGCGGCGACUGCUGUGGUCGACGAUGCCUUGCAUGACUUUUCGAGUCGAGUUGCACAUUUCUUUACCUUGUUCCGCUUAUCAGUAGAGUCUGUCAAGCCGAUUCCUAGGUGUUCAUUGGAAGAGCUUGUCAGGGCGGCUCUCUGGUGGUUCUUGAAAGGUAGAUCGAAUCUAGAGGCUACAGUACGAGACCGGCCAACAAGCCCGCAAGCUCAGAAGCUCAGACAGUUCGUCCUUCAACAAGCCUAUACAGAUCUUGCAAAGUCUCUAUGGCUUAUAGAAAUUGUUACCACACAACGCCCAGAGGUCGUAGAUCCCUUUGCGCAGGGUGCUCCCGAUCCACAUCUCGCCAGCAUUCUGGAGUCACGUCAGGCCAUCAUAUCCAGCCUAAGAAAAGUUACCAUGUCAAUGAAGCGUAAUAAUUUCCUACCGCCAGUGCCUAACGAUGCACCAUUACCGCAGGGUUUGGAUAAUUCGAUCUGGGUCCCAGAAGAAGGCGACAAGUCCUUGGUGGCAAACCAGCGACCCAGUCUGGCGAUCACUUUGGCGGAAACUUUUCCCCUAGGAGACUCAAGUAGAACUUUCUUUUUUGGAAGAUGCUUCGCCCAAGGAGUUCUGGAGGAAGAGGCUGCAUCCCAGCGCUUUCAAUGCCCAGUGUUGGUCUCUCUUGUGCGGGGACAAAAGGAAAAGGAGAUAUCGGCGCUUAUCGUUAGUCAAGACGGGUCGCUGAAAAUAUGCAUCCAGGCAGAUAGAACUCGUGGCACAACAUGGGGCGAUGUGGCAUGGCAAGCAAAAUCCAGCACUAUCAAAGUAGAUCUGCCACGCGGGUUCUCACUUCGCCUUCACUGCUCUGAGCAGGACUUCGGGAUGAUAUGGGGAUCGUAUGACCGCCAGGCGAAAAUCCAUGACUAUCUUAACCCGCGUCGAGAGGAAGAGCUCAUUUUCGAAUCCGUCAUUAGGAAUUUCAAGUACAUUGACCAGAGUCCAGAGUCUAGGUUUCCGAAGGAUCCUCUGUACGACUGCUACUUGAGGAUCUUUGAGAUGGUCAAAUUAGAGAAAGGGGCUGCUGCCGCUCGCACAAUCCAUCGUGGUUUUCGGGUCGCUCUGAAUACUAACCCUAGAACCAAAAACUUGGACGGUAUCAACCAAAAACUACCGCCGAAUCGUGCGAUCCAAUUUGGAUUCCUUCGCGGAGACGAUGGACAGCCAGCGAUAAUGCUUAAGAUCGCCCAUGGAGGGUCGAACUGUAGAAUGAUCAUGGCCUUCGACGAUGUGAAUCAACGGUCUCGUCUCCACCAGCUUCUUACGGGAAGCGCGCUGGGAGAUACAGAGGGUUUUGUCGCUGAAGGACCGAUGAAAGCCUUUUCUAUCGCCGGCUAUUCUCCAAACAGCCAGGAUUUGAGCUGUCUCAAAACCCUCGACUGGCAGGGCUUCCGGGUUAUCAACGAAGACGAGGGAGACCUCCAAACUGACAAGGCGGUCCUCUCUAACCACUUGCGCGUCGCGCUCGAUUUCACCACAGGAAGUCUAACAGAUCGCAUCAACGUUGAACCAGGAGAAUUGAAGCUUCGACUGGACGUCAAGAGUGCGAAGGAGCUGAAAAUUCUACGACAGCCACAAGAAGAUAUGACUGUAGCGGUCAUCGAGUCACAGGUGUCCCAGGAACUUCCACGCGAGCUUUCUGCGCUCCUAGAUACGAUUGCCCAGUCCCAAUCAGCCCGAACUUAUCUUUUCCCCGGUCUUCAGGAGCUGCACUUGUUCCAGGCAGCCUUAACCGGCUUCAAUGUGCUCUACGAUGGAAUGGCAUCGUCGUUCAAUAUAUCGCGCCGUCGGAUGGUCGUCCCUAUCUACAAGAAGUGGGACGCGGCAUCUACUCGGGUACAAGUGGUGCAGCGGGAUAAGGUCGUGCAGCUUGUUGCCUUCUUCGAAAAUUUCAGUCACGGCGAUUGCAUGAACUUCGCAUUGAAGUCGACGGAUGUUUUCGAAUGCUCUGGCCGCAGUGGAAAGUAUUCUUUGCGGAUCGUAGAUGCUAAGUUCGCAUUGCCUAAACCGCCCCAACAAGACGACGCAGUUGGUCAUCAAUUUGUCUGCUUGGACAUGCCCGAGUACCCUGGCGAGCACGACGAUAUAACGAUUGUUUUUGAUACCGAAUCUGAACUUGACAAGCUCACAAAAGCAUUGCCGGCACCUGUGAAAAUCGCAUCACGGAUGGCAUCGAUCAAGAGGUAA